AAACCGUGACAUUUCGUCCGCCCGCACACCCGGGGGACACGCGGCCUCGUGCGAGACCUCCUUACGAGAAGGGUGUCUUUCCCAGCCCUAUGCAAUGGCAUGUAGCAAUUCCAGGUCACUCUCCACAAAUGGAUUCACAAUGAAAGCUCAGCUUCAGAUAACAGUAAUCUCUGCUAAAUUAAAAGAAAACAAAAAGAACUGGUUUGGACCCAGUCCCUACGUAGAAGUAGAAGUUGAUGGGCAGUCCAAAAAAACUGAGAAAUGUACCAACACUCACAGUCCAAAAUGGAAACAGUCCCUUACUGUAAUUGUAACUCCUUUUAGUAAGUUAAUCUUCAGAGUAUGGAGUCAUCAAACAUUAAAAUCUGAUGCAUUGUUAGGAAUGGCGACACUGGAUAUCUGUGAAAUCCUUAAGUCUAACAAUAUGAAAAUUUCAGAGGUUGUUCAGACCUUAAUGCUUUGCACAGAUAAAGAUCCUGCCGAAAUAGUAGGAGAUCUCUCCGUUUGUUUGGAUGGACUCACCGUGGAUCCUGAAAUGUUUGCCUCUGUGGAAAAUGGUAUUGAAAGUUCAGUGCAGAAUGCUGAUUCACGAAGAAAUAGUGCCACAGUUAUUGGGAGGACAAACAUAGACAUCUCUACAUCUGCAGAAAGCAUUGAAGAUUUGGCUUCGGGUAACAGCAGAGCUGUGAAUGGCAGUGAUUCUCCCUUGUUAUUGAGUAGUUCCAAAUCUUUAAGGCCGCCCAGACCUUCACGUCCCCCACCACCAACACCGCGAAGGCCAGCUUCAACAGCUGUCCCUUCCAUCGAAACUGUACCUAGCCCUCCAAAAAAUGCAUCAAGUAGUGAUCUCUCCAUCUCAGAGUCAUCUGCGAACCAUGUUGUUUCUAACCAUACGGGUCGAUUAGAAUUGUCACCAUCCAGCUCUGCACCGUCAGAUGUAGGAACACAGCCAUUGGUCACACAAAGAAUGAACCCCAUCAAUUCUGGCCCUCUUCCCCCAGGAUGGGAACAGAGGGUAGAUCAGAAUGGCCGUGUUUAUUUUGUGGAUCACAUUGAGAAGAGGACAACAUGGGAACGGCCAGAACCCCUUCCUCCAGGCUGGGAACGACGGGUUGACCCCAUGGGAAGGAUUUACUAUGUUGAUCACAUCACAAGGACAACAACAUGGCAGAGACCAACUGUGGAGUCGGUGAGGAAUUAUGAACAGUGGCAGCUACAGCGUAAUCAACUGCAGGGUGCUAUGCAGCAGUUUAACCAAAGAUUUAUUUUUGGGCUUCAGGACCAGGUCCCAGCUACACAGAACAAAGAGUUUGAUCCACUAGGACCACUACCACAUGGAUGGGAAAAACGAACCGACAGUAAUGGCCGAGUGUACUUUGUUCAUCAUCCUACUCGUUCGACACAAUGGGAGGACCCAAGAACACAAGGGCUUUUGAAUGAAAAACCAUUGCCAGAGGGAUGGGAGAUGAGAUUCACAGUUGAUGGAAUCCCAUACUUUGUGGAUCAUAAUAAGAGAACUACAACGUAUAUUGACCCAAGGACUGGAAAAUCAUCACUGGAGAAUGGACCACAAAUUACAUAUGUUCGGGACUUCAAAGCAAAAGUACAGUACUUCAGAUUCUGGUGUCAGCAACUUAUGAUGCCUCAACACAUUAAGAUCACAGUUUCUAGAAAAACCUUGUUUGAAGAUUCUUUUCAACAGAUAAUGAGCUUUAAUGCACAAGACCUUCGCCGAAGAUUGUGGAUUAUUUUUCCAGGGGAAGAAGGGCUUGAUUAUGGCGGUGUUGCAAGAGAGUGGUUUUUCCUUCUGUCACAUGAAGUUUUGAACCCCAUGUACUGCUUGUUUGAAUACGCCGGAAAGGACAACUACUGCCUGCAGAUUAACCCUGCUUCUUAUAUCAAUCCUGACCAUUUGAAGUAUUUCAGGUUUAUUGGCAGGUUUAUCGCCAUGGCUUUAUUUCAUGGAAAAUUCAUUGACACUGGGUUCUCAUUGCCAUUCUAUAAGAGAAUUCUAAAUAAGCCUGUGGGAUUAAAGGAUUUGGAGUCUGUGGAUCCAGAAUUCUAUAACUCACUUAUUUGGAUAAAGGAAAAUAACAUUGAAGAAUGUGGUUUGGAAAUGUAUUUUUCUGUGGACAAAGAAAUCUUGGGAGAAGUCACCACACAUGAACUGAAACCAGAUGGCAGCAAUUUACUCGUUACAGAAGAAAACAAAGAAGAAUAUAUUAAACUAGUUGCAGAAUGGAGAUUGUCUAGGGGUGUGGAAGAGCAGACUCAGGCUUUUUUUGAAGGAUUCAAUGAAGUCCUCCCACAGCAAUACCUACAGUAUUUUGAUGCAAAAGAGUUGGAGGUCCUGCUUUGUGGAAUGCAAGAAAUUGAUCUGGUUGACUGGCAGAGGAACACAAUCUACCGACACUAUGCAAGAAGUAGUAAACAGAUCCUUUGGUUUUGGCAGUUUGUUAAAGAGAUGGAUAAUGAAAAACGAAUGAGAUUACUACAGUUUGUUACUGGAACCUGCCGUCUACCAGUUGGUGGUUUUGUUGAUUUGAUGGGGAGCAAUGGUCCUCAGAAAUUCUGCAUUGAGAAAGUUGGGAAAGAAAACUGGUUGCCCAGAAGUCACACCUGCUUUAACCGUUUGGAUCUGCCACCCUAUAAAAGUUAUGAACAGCUGAAAGAAAAACUGAUGUUUGCAAUUGAAGAAACUGAAGGUUUUGGGCAGGAGUAGCAGCUGUGUUCUAAAAGACAAUAAUCCAACCCAUAGUUUGUUGGUUUUGGGUUUUUUUUCUCUCCCCGCCAAUUUUUUGGAGGAAAGUCAUGCUGUUAGCUUUGUUCUUCAUACCUAGGUAUAAAUUCCAGCUGUUUAAAUGCUGGUAUUUCUGUUUGGAAGGUCUUAUUAAUUUGGUUGAUUCACUAAACCUUGGCUAUCCUAUGAGCAGUUUACUUGUAUGAUGUUUUUCAAUUCAGAGAAGGAUCUAUGAUUUUUUUUUUCCAAUUCUUGAUAUACAUGUAUUUUAACAACUGGGGCCCAUUGGAAAAAGUUUACAAAAUU
Messenger RNA from Erpetoichthys calabaricus (reedfish), 3046 nucleotides. RefSeq names its product E3 ubiquitin-protein ligase Itchy-like. Lineage: Eukaryota; Metazoa; Chordata; Cladistia; Polypteriformes; Polypteridae. Gene Ontology annotation, biological process: ubiquitin-dependent protein catabolic process; protein K48-linked ubiquitination; protein K63-linked ubiquitination. Gene Ontology annotation, molecular function: ubiquitin protein ligase activity; protein binding. The transcript is spliced from 24 exons. The coding region runs from base 95 to 2722 and encodes 875 amino acids. The record is from RefSeq and is a predicted model, not a curated record.